GUUGUGGGCAGAGGUCGACAACACCAUUCCCUGGUGCCAGCUCUUCUGCGGGAGAUGGGCCGGCUGGUUCCUCCUCAGCAGAUAAGUCAAUCAAAUCCCCAGCCUCUGGAACUGCCGAGAUGGGCAUGCUGCCAAACAUGUCUUAGCAGUUGCCUGUAUGCCCUUUCCAGAUGCAGUUCUUUCAUCAGCAGGUAUUGCAGAUCUGGCUCAAGCUCUGAGACCCCUGUGAGACCGAACAUAGCCUCUCUGCACUCGCAACUCCUCCAGGGUAGGUUCUCCUUCAUCGCCAAACACAAAAUGAUCUGAAAGGCUCUCCCACAGCAAUCCAGGCCCACCAAAGUCAUGUCCCUCAGGAGAGCACUCUGUUGACACCCCUAAAUAUUCCUGCUCUGCAU
Messenger RNA from Staurois parvus, 395 nucleotides. The record is from the annotation of a GenBank genome assembly. NCBI's taxonomy places the organism in Eukaryota, Metazoa, Chordata, Amphibia, Anura, Ranidae.